AUGCCUCUAGACAAGCCGCGGAUCAUUAUCGAGAAGUCUAGCACGGUACGGCGCCGGUACCAGCGAAGCAACAAACGUUUCACAUUCACGGCCGAGCAAAUUAAACGAAUUGAGCGCGAAGAGGCACGAGAGAAACGGGCGAAGGAUCUCCGCGAGAAAGAAAAAAGGCGCAUUGCAAAUAAAAAGAAGAAGACAGAGAAGGAAGCCAAGGCUCGCGAAGAGGCGAGACUUCAAGGUUUGCCAGAUCCCUUCGGUUUUAAGAUCCCUGCAAGCCAGCCCUUGCUCUCAAAGUUUCUGGGGCUUAAAAAAUCAGCUGUAUCUGAGGAGCCAGAAACCACUGAGACAGAGCAAUCAGUUUCCAAGCAGUCGUCCCGUGAAAAUUCACCGCCAGAGCACCUGCCUCUUAAGCAACAGGAAUCUAUCAAGAGAGAAAGGCCUGGUUUCCAGAAUCCGUUCGACCAAAGUCCACUUUAUGAGCAAUCGCCGCCUGAGCAACAAGAAAAUAUCAAGACAGAACAACCGGUUUCAAGACAGUCGUCUCCUGAAAACCCACCUUCUGAGCACCCUUUUGAUCAAUCGCCUCUCAGGCAACAAGAAAAUACCCAGACAGAGCCACCGGUUUCCAGGCAAUCAUAUCGUGAAAACACGCUUUCUGAGCCACCGUUUAGUGAACAGCCACAUCUCGAACAUGCACCCCCGGAGCAACCACAUACUGAAUUUAAUGUCCAUUUUAUGACAACCGAUACCAAUAAUAACAAAGAUAGAGAUACAGAGGAUGAUAGCGCGGCGGGUGACACCGAGCUAGACUCGGAUAUAUUCGAUGACCUCGACGAAGAGAUGGAGCACGAAAUGGCUAUUCUCCAGGAAGCGCAGCCUCCUGCAGAAUCCGAAAUUUGCGAUGCUGGAAUUGAUACAAGUGCACAAACCCUUUGCCCUGCUCAAGACGAUGAUGAAUUUUCCGACUGCUCGGUUUUUGAUGAUGAUGAAAUCCUGAAAGAGGCAGACGCCGCUGCAAUCAGACUCGUAAAAUCUUCCAUACCCAUGAACCCUAUAUCUAUGCAGCCACCUGCAGAUUCUCUGAAAAGAAAGAUCCCAUUGGAAGAAUCGUUUCGAGACGACACAGCUGAUUAUCUUGAAGAAGUCUUUGCCCGGGGAUCUGGGGUUUCUUUUGGCGAGCUUGUCCAAUAUUAA
This is a messenger RNA of Penicillium taxi, 1191 nucleotides long. RefSeq lists its product as uncharacterized. The transcript has a single exon. The record is from RefSeq and is a predicted model, not a curated record. Bases 1 to 1191 code for a protein of 396 amino acids. Lineage: Eukaryota; Fungi; Ascomycota; Eurotiomycetes; Eurotiales; Aspergillaceae.